Messenger RNA from Leucoraja erinaceus (little skate), 1509 nucleotides. RefSeq names its product ena/VASP-like protein. Gene Ontology annotation, cellular component: cytoskeleton. Gene Ontology annotation, molecular function: profilin binding; SH3 domain binding; actin binding. The transcript has 14 exons. Gene Ontology annotation, biological process: positive regulation of actin filament polymerization; actin polymerization or depolymerization; protein homotetramerization. The coding region runs from base 198 to 1412 and encodes 404 amino acids. NCBI's taxonomy places the organism in Eukaryota, Metazoa, Chordata, Chondrichthyes, Rajiformes, Rajidae. The record is from RefSeq and is a predicted model, not a curated record.
UCGGGGGCGCGCAGGGCUGGGAGCCGGCGCCUGUAAACAGCGCGGGGAGUGAGUGAGAAGGGAGUGAGGGAGUGAGCGGCCGGUGUCCUUGUGUCGGGACAUCACCCACAGCCCCGCACUGUACACACACACACACACAGGCACAGGGCACCCUGCCUGCCUGCUGGAGAUGAGGAUUUAUGCUUUAUGAUUAGGCCAUGCAUCCAACAGAAGAUUUCAGUGAACAGAGCAUCUGCCAAGCACGUGCCUCUGUUAUGGUCUACGAUGAUUCAACCAAAAAAUGGAUCGCAGCCAAACCUGGGCAGCAAGGCUUCAGCAGAGUGAAUAUCUAUCAUAACACCUCCAAUAACACCUUCAGAGUGGUCGGCAUGAAGUUACAGGACCAGCAAGUGGUGAUAAAUUAUUCCAUCGUCAAGGGGCUGAAGUACAACCAAGCCACGCCUACGUUUCACCAAUGGCGCGAUGCCCGACAGGUCUACGGCUUGAACUUUGCCAGCAAGGAGGAAGCCACCACCUUCUCAAACGCAAUGGCUUAUGCUUUGAACGUGCUGGGGGCACAGGAGGGAGGUCCUACAGUGCAACGUCAGGUCCAGAAUGGACCACCCUCUGAAGAUCAGGAAGCGCAGCGGAGGCAGAUAAUGGAACAACGCCAUGAGCAGAUGGAGAGAGAUCGGCGAGCGUCCAUGUCUGCUGGCCCUGUUGGUCCAGGUGGGCCCCAGACACAGGUGACCUGCUCUCCACCCCCCCCUGCUGGUGGUCCUGCACCACCUCCACUUCUGCCGGGGCCACCACCAGCCUCUGCAGGUGGCCCUCCACCCCCUCCUCCACUGCCGGUUGGGGGAAGCGUUAGGGUGAGAGGUGACGAGGGUCACUCGGGGUCGGGGCUUGCCGCUGCGCUGGCGGGAGCCAAACUGAGGAGGACCAGCAGGCCUGAAGAAGGUUCCGGAAGUUCCAGUCCGGGGGGAGUCGCUAAAAGUGAGGCCAAUCGCAACAGCUGUGGAGGAGCACCAUCAGGAGGAGGGGGGGGCCUGAUGGAUGAGAUGAAUAAGCUGCUGGCAAGACGGAGGAAAGCUGCCCAACAAACCGAUAAACCAAGUGACAAAAAAGAAGAGGAUAGCCAGAAUGAGGACACAAGCCUCUCACCUUCAUCCAAUUCACGAGGACCCGGUUUGCAGAAUUCAACAGAUGCCGGGAAAAAGCCAUGGGAGAGGGCCAACUCUGUGGAAAAGACAGGAACUAUAUCAAGACUGAAGCCCGGGAGCAGCACCUCCAAUGACCUGGCCAACGAUGCCUUAGACUUUGAUCGGUUGAAGCAGGAAAUACUGGAUGAGGUUGUAAGGGAGUUGCAUAAAGUGAAAGAUGAGAUUAUAAAUGCCAUUAGACAAGAAUUGAGCAGAAUCAGUACGACAUAAUGAAUUUUGCACUUGAGGAUGGGGGAAGUCCUCGGAGGGAUGUGGGAAGAGGAGAGACAGCUGUGUGGAGGACAGUGUGGAAGAUGACUAGAAGCUA